Molecule: messenger RNA, 936 nt
Organism: Raphanus sativus (radish)
Lineage: Eukaryota; Viridiplantae; Streptophyta; Magnoliopsida; Brassicales; Brassicaceae
Exons: 1
Coding region: 144-698 (184 amino acids)
Cellular component (GO): nucleus
Source: RefSeq, a predicted model, not a curated record
UCUUGACGCUCUAUAUAAUAUGAUUCACUAUUCUAUCUCUCUCUCUAUUUCCAUACUCGACUUCGAGAGUGAAACCCUAGCUAAAAUUUCCUUUUUUAUUUUCCAAAUUCAAUCUCUUCUGUAAAUCAACAAAGGAAAGAAACAUGAUGACGAUGAAGAACAUCGCGACUGCAACAGAGAAGGCUAGGGCUGGUAAUGACGGCUGCAAGUCUUUCGCAGCGAGGCCUGUCCAGGCGAAGAAGCAAUCGGCUCCACCAACGAAACUUCCUAAAAACCCUAAAUCAGUGAUUAAGAUAAAACUGAAGAAGCCUUGCAACUCUGUUUCAACGAUGCCUCUAGAGGUGACGAAGAAGAAGAAGCGGUCUAUUCUGGAAGUUUCUGGAACAAACCCUAAAGUUGUUGCAGCCGUGAAGAAGAACGACAAGGAAACAUUGGAGCUGUUCGACAUAGCCAAGAAAUCAGCGGAUGUGGCCAACGCAAAGGGACUUCUGGCGGCUAAAGCAGAGACAUCAAUCUGUGUGGAUACUCUCUCUUUGCUCAUCACUUUGCCAAUCAGCGCAACAGCUCCUGAAACGAGGAGGAUCAUGGAGAGGCUUGGGCAUCUCACAAGGCACAAGGACCGUAAAAUCUGCAAUUCCGCAUCGGCUCUUUUACACCACUGGAGCCAGAGCAUAAGAGAUCAACAACAAGCUCUCUAAAACUCAAGGAAAAAAGCACCAAGGAAAUUUGUGAUUUGAAAAAGUGUUGUUUCAUUGUUCUUGGCAAAUUAGAGUUGUGUAGUUACCACUUUAUAUUUCAACUACUCACAAGAUGAUAGUAAUGAUUCUUUCUGAAUGUAUAUUUUGUUGUUGUUACAGUACCAAGUUUUGUUUUGGUCUUCUGUUUAUGCGUGUCAGUGAUAUUGGAUUUUGAUAUAUAUAUUUGUUUUCACUUGUA